GAGUUGCCAACAAUAAAAUUGCAGUUAAAAGUGCAAUACGCUGACGAGUGACUUAUGCAAUUAAAAUGUCUACUGUUGGCUAUAUGAUUAAAAGUUUAGUUGUUGGUUGCAUUGCUGAUCGAGUUAAUCGAAGAUGGUUAAGUGGUUUUAAGAUACCAAAAUUUUACGUUCCUGGAAUUAAGUUGCAGAAGUCAGGAUUGAUGGUACGGGGUAGCGGUACGGGAUAACAGUGCUCGCAGCAAAGCAACAUUGCCAAGAUGGAUGCCCGGGCUCGACCGUCGAGAAGUAUGGAUUUUACCGCGUGAUUCGUAUGCGUGCUAUUUCUCUUCCACCCACUGGACAAUGGGAGAAAUAUAAGGACGCGCUAGGACACGAGUGAGCCAAUGCCUGGCGAUAAAAUAAUACUUUUCCAAAUUCGAAUUCGCGAAUUCUCGCGGCCGCGAUAACGAAUCACGUUCUCUUUACCAAGUGAUGAGUAAAAUAUCUGACAUCGAGAAACGAGUUAGUGGAUUUAUACAAUGGUGGAUAACAAUUGUAUCAUCGAGGGGAACGUCAAGUUUCGCGAUGGGAAGAAGUGGAAGUCACGAUGGUGCGUAAUGAGAAAAUUGUCACCAGUAGCAGAUUGUUUGCAUUUACAACUUUAUGGAGAUAGCAAGGAUCGUUAUAAGCAAGGGCAAACAAAGGCAUCCUUAAGUUUGCAACAUUUUCUUGGAGUAGAAAGUGGUUUUACUCUUGAUAAAGAAUCAAACACAAUAGCUAUUAUUUGUCAAGAUGUAACUGUCGUACUUGCUUUUGAUACGCGAGAACGAUUAAUACAAUGGCAAGUAAAGAUAUCAAAUAACUUAGGAGAAGAUCAACAAUUUUUAAUAUUAAUAUCCACUGCACCGUCGAAGGCAAAACUAACGAAUGGGCCAGCACAUUUACAUAUUCAAGAUCGUCGAUUUUGUAUUACAGUUGGUAUUCCACCAAGGUUAGUUGGAAUAUGGGAAAUUGGUCAUUUACGACGUUACGGUGUCGUCGAGGGAAGAUUUUGCUUCGAAGGUGGCUCAAGAUGUGGUCGUGGCGAAGGCCUUCAUGUUUUAAUAACGGACCAGGGUGACGACAUUGUUAAAACAUUGCAAUUGGCUGCGGAGGGAAAAUUAUCUACGAAAAAAAGACCGCUUGGCCGUGAAUCAUUAAUACAAGACAGUCCUCGCCGACAAUUUAGUAGGUCUGAGACUAGAGCAAGCGAUUUUUUUCCCUCAACUGUGUACUCUUCAACAAUAUCAUACGAAGACCAUUGUGAUGGUUGCAAGAAUGGCAGCUCGUCUUACUGGUCAUCUGCCGAAAGUAGACAACAAACUGACGGCGAAGGUGAUUAUAGCUGCAGAGAUACAGUUUCUGUUUCGGAAUUGCCCGAUCAACCUAGCGAAUGGCGUACCUGUUCUCUUACUCGUCAAGGUACGACUGGUCUCGAAAGAUGUGCCAGUUGUAUUAGCAAGUUAGGAACUGUAUCGAAAUCUUCUACGUUGAUAACGGGUACUGGUACAAGUAGUAUAGGUAGUCCAGCUGGUGCCGUCAGCAGUUUGACAUGCCACCUCCAACCACGAACUUUCGAUCGACUCUCUUUAUCUUCGUACAGCAGCAGUAGUCACGAUAGUGAUUAUUCUGGAUCUCAACAAGUUGAUUGUCAUUGUCCUCAAUCUAAAAGCUCACAGGUACAAAAUGUUCGUCGAUCGUCGCUCAGUCCAAAUGUUUUACCACCAAGACCACCGAAACCGUCCCAAUGUACUGCCACGAAAAAAUCAAAGAAACCUCCAAUGCCACUACCGAGCGAACAAAUUACCACUAAUGUGCACAAUCAAAAGAGUAACGCGCAAAGUAACGUACGUAAUAGCAAUGUUGGACCUUACGAAAAUUAUGAUGUUCCGAAAGCUAUCGUCGGACAUCACAUGUUAUUAGAACAAUCACCGCAGACGGAUCAAUAUUACGAUACUCCAAGGAAGAUAAAGGAGUGUUUAACGAUACCAAAAACCUAUCCCAAUUAUGAUACUCCUCAGGCCCCACAAGCUGUUGUCUUGCAACAAUGUGGUUGUCCAACAAAGCUUAAUAUUCAAUCGCCUAGAUCAUCGUCAGCCUGUCCAUGCCACAAUGUCAUGAGUUGGGCUGGAUUCGUUUUACCGUAUUGUCGACGUGGAGCAGGAAUUGAACCUAUGGGUGUGACAGUACACCCUGUAAAGCUAUCGGGAGAAGGAAAAAUGCCUGUUGUUAAUGCCAGUGGUGAUGUUUCUAUUUACGCCACUGCUAAAAGAAUAAAUAAAGGACAAGCUAAUGAACCUAAAGCUGAUGAUAAUUGUGAAUGCGUAACCAGCAGCAAAUCAAAUAAUUACGAAAAUAUUGAACCUGUUAUCGAUACACAAUCCGAAUCGAAGCAAACAAAUUAUGCUAAUAUCGACUUUACUCAAUCGUUAGGACAUUAUGAGAAUAGUAAAGAUGUUCUAACAAAAAGUGGUAUUUCACAAGAAGAAUUGGAAAAGUUCGCUGAUCAAUUAAAAGAUACAAAAGUAGAAGCAUCCAGCGAAGAAAGUUCCUUUAAAGUUUGUCAGAAAUGUGGCCAUGUAAAAGAAAGAGAUAAUGAUUAUUUAGUAAUGGAUCUAGAUAAAGAAGUACCGAAAAAACCAUUCACUGGUUAUUUACCGAUGCAACCAGCUCAUAAUGCUUGUUCCAAAGAAGUGCUGUCCAGAAUUUAUAAUGGUAUGAAGAGUUCGAGCAAUCCAACUUUGUCAGGUUCUUCGUCAACUGAUGGGAAUAAAAAACGUUGCGAUUCGGAAUAUCGUGUCCCAGGAUCGGCGAUGUUAUCUAGUCCAUAUCUUCGACGUCGUCUUUUAGAUGGAAGCAAUGGCGCUGAAUCAACUGGAACGAUCGGUAUUUUGUUAAGAAAACGAUCUUAUUCGGCCGAAUCAGCUCACUACUUAGACGAUGAAACUCAUACAUUCCCGUCCACUCUCACCAUACAUAAGUGCUCUAGUGAAGCCGAUAAAGCUUCCCUGAUAAGCAAUGAGCCACAUACAUCUUGCAUGAAAUCGGAAAUGAAAAUAAGUCAAGAGAAUGGACAGAUAUCGGUUGCUUCGUCUCAACCGUUGUUCAUAAAAAUUCGUCGUUCUUCAUCCGUACCAUCGAAAACCGGUCACAACAGGGAUUCCUCUAGUAGCAAUGACUCGGGAGUAUCCACUGGUUCUCUUAGUCAUAGAACUGCUGAAUUUGUGGAAUUUGAAACAUCGUCCGUAGCAUCGGUAAAGAAACAAAAUGCUUUGUCGAUAUGUCGUAAAAGUCCACCGUCUACAUGCUAUCACAAUAGUUUGCCAAGAAAAUCAAAAUCUAGCGAUCCUUUGAGGGAAUUAUCAUUCCAAUUUCAAAAGACAAAGAUACCCACUAAAUCAUCCUCUGCGGAAGCCGAUAUACCUACGUGUUUGCCGAAAAGUACAAAAGGGUUUAAUAGCCCUGGUGAAAUAUCGAGUAAUGCACCUUACAUUGACUCCAGAAGUACAAGCAGUGGUACCUCCGAUAUGUCUGAUUAUAUCGAGACACUUUCCUUAUCUUCUCAUUCAUCAUCUGAUACGCCAGAUAGUUUAAGGUUGGGAGGCAGAGCUUUAACUACUACGCUUCGACCUCGCAGUGGAAAGGAAUAUUAUAAAAUCGAUCGAAAUAUUUUGGUGGAACAAGGUCGAACAUCAUCUGCCAAUUAUGCAAAUAUUACUCCUGUGCUUGAGAAAAGCGAGUCUCCCUCACCCGGUUAUAUAAGCAGCUCACCUUUUGAGCAACCCCAACCCAUUCGCGAACACUUUCUGUUUCCUGAAGAAGCUUAAAUAACGUAACGUCCAUAGCAACGUUAUUUUUGAGAAGAAAGUGGAAAACUUGAAGUUCCUAGGAAUCCAAAACCCAUAGGAGUAUUUGCGUUAGAGAAGGUAAUUCGAGUUAUUGUCACUAUUUACACUAUAUGCAAUGGUUUUGUACUUGUUCGAAAAGUACAAAACAUCGGCAAAAAAAAAAGGCUUCUCGAAAAGCCCUUAUAAUACACGUUUGGUAUGUUACAGUGUUUACAAAAGAAAUAAUAGUCGCGAAAAAUUCAACAAAAUAAUUAUUGCAGGUCAAAAGAUUAUGUUCUAUGAAAAUUAACUUUUUCUUUUUGUUUUUUAUAUAUUUUUUAUAUCAUCUUACCUAAUUGAAUCGAAUUCAUCAAAUGAUAUAACGGUAUAUAUGUAGAAAUUAAAGGAAUUUGAGAUUCUAGCGUAUAGUAAAAAUGUGGUCAAUGAUACGGUACUUCCUACAACGAUUUAAACAAUUUCUAAAAUCUACUCAUUAAAAACUGUAAUAGUUUGUAUAGUAAUAAUCCUGCCCUAGGAUAAAAAAAAAUACUAUACAUUGUAUAGUUUAUAUGAGUAUAUCAUUUUUUGAACAUAUUUUAUUUUAUAUGAGUAUACUUCUAUAUAAGAUAAUCGUAGUGAAAAUUAAAGAAUGUACUUAAGGGCUCUUUAUUUAGACUGAUUACCAUAACCACUGUACAUCUGCAUCUGUGCAUGAUUAAAUUAUUUUCUAAAAAAAAAUAAGGUGAAGAGAUAGUUUUAAUAGUCUUCUUCCUCUUUGAAGGAAUUUAUACGAAGGUUACUGUAGGUCUUUGGGCAAUCAAACGGCACUAUAUAUAAAUUAGAAAGAAAACAUCAGAAGAAAUCCUAAACAAUGCAACUUCUUAGCGUAUGAAGUCAUUAAUUCAUAUCUCGAAUUUAUAUGUUAGUUUAUUUUCGUUGAUUUUUUGAAUCUUAUGCAACGAAAUAGCUGGUGCGAUUAUAAUAUUAUUUACAAAUUUUUUAUUCGCAAAAUUAUAAGUUACAAAUGUACUUAAAAGAUAGUGUAUUCGAGUUUAAUUAUAUAUUAAUAUAAUUGUGUAAUUAUAUUUUCUAUGGGGAAUAGUGAGUAAAAUGAAGUAAGUUUUUACCAAAAAUAUUUAUUUUAUUUUUUAGCGGUGCAAGAUCUUUUAAAAGAGAUAUAUUUAUUAGUAAAAUAGUACUAAAAGUGAUACUAGCUAAAUAUAUUCUGAAACAUAAAUAUUGCCAAAGUUAUGUGCCCUAUUUCACACUUCUUUUAAUAAUGGAAAUGAAGAACAUAUGUCACAACCUGUGUAAAAUACUUCACUUUCUUUUUUCCAUUAAAAGGAAAAAAAGAAACAGAAUAAAAUCUUGCACUUAAUUAGUUGAUACAUUGGGAAGAUUGAUGUAAUAGGUGAUAUUUAAUGCAAUAAUAACUACAAUAGAAGUAUAUAUAAAAUCAAUAUAAGUUGUUUUGCACUAAAAUAUAUUAAUAUAAAAUAUUCUAUUAUAUAAAUAUAUACAUACAUAAAACAUACACAUACAGAAAGAAGAAGAAAGCGAGGGAGAGACGUGUACAUAUACUUUUUGCUCUUAUGGGCAGAUGAAAUAAGUAUUCAAAGUCAAAAUUAAUAUUAGGUCAUUUAACAGAUGUACAUUUUAGAGUACUGCUAUAGUAUCAUAAAUAUUCUUCAUUAGUGAAACACACAGUUCUACAUGUUACUACACACUUAUGUUUUCGAAGAUAUUUAUAUUAAUCCUUUGCACUUCGUUAGCUCUGCUAUAUGUAGAAUUCUAUCAUUUGUUUUGUAACUCCGGUGGCUCUGUUACAGAGAAAUUUCUAUUUUGUAAACGAAAAUACACAUUUUCUUUAAAAAAUCGAUUUAUUUAAUCAAUAGCUAGUAAAAAAACGCGGGGAGUGCAAAGGUUAAUAUAAAACUAAAACAAUUCAAGGUGAAAGAGUUUUAUGCUAAUUUAUACUUUUAUGCUGAUUUUUCCUCCAAUACAUGUUUCUGAAUUGUUAUUUUUUUUUUGAAAGAUCAAAUUUUUGUGAUACAUACACUUGUAUGAAGAAAGUAUAGAAGAAAUAUAUUUCCAUUUAAAACUAUGAAUUUUGUAAAAGUAUUAAAGUAGUAUUAUCAGAAGACUGAAAAUAGUAAUUGUGUGGAGUAAUAAUAAGGUGAUAUCAGGAACCUUAGAAUACUUUUUCGUAAUAUUUUAUAAUAUUUUUUUCUAUUCCAUUAUACACAACUCUUUACAUAGUUAGAAUAAAUAAUAUCUUCUAUCAAUUAUUAAAAUUAAGAAAAUAUACAAAAUGUAAAAAUGAACCUAUCUUGAUUUUUAAAUGACAUGCUUCACAAAUUAUUAUAUGCUAUAAUAUUGGUUUUUGAACAGUUUUAUAUAGACGAUUCUUUUGGGGCAUUCCGUAAUAUAAUUAACUUGUACACAAGACAAAAGACAUCACGCUACGAUAAAUUAUGCAAAUAUAUCAGUUAUUAAUAUACAAAGAUAAUAUAUAAUGUAAAAUAUUUAACGUUGUAUUUAUCUUACAUAAAUUUAAAUAUGCUGGAAAUGAUUAGACAAGAUAUAUAAUUUUAAGAGUUUCAAAGAUAAAGCUGGUACUAUAUCUAUGUAAUUUACAAUUCUAUUAAACAAUUUGUAUAUUGUAAAUGAAACUGACUGCCCUAAACAUAUGAUAAUUGUUAUAUUUAUUAUUUAGAGCAUGCAUCCAUAAUCUAAUGCUAUUUUAAUUUAAACAAGUAACAUUCAUAUUAUAAUUUAAAUGAAUUUAAUUUAUAAAGUAAUUUCUAAUAAUGGUAAAAUUAUGUACUUAUAUGGGAUUUUGUACAGGGUAACCCACUUUAAGCUAUCCAUUUUAAAUGGAAUCACUUACAACCGUCUCCCAUGUUAUAACAAAACAAAAGUGAUCAUACUUAUAUAAAAGCACUUGAAGUUACAAUCAUUACCAACUUUAAUACAAAGAUAUAUAAACAUUUUGUAAUCGCAUUUCAAAAUCUAGUAGUAUUUAUAUGAAUUGAUCAUAGCGAAAAAUAUUCUACAUCUUAAUUUUUUGUUCGUAAGUAGAAGUAGAUAAGAUUGGGAAUCACUUUUAGGAACAUUUGCUAGUCAAAUAUUAAGUACUAUUGUAGUAAUAAUAUAUUUUUAUUGCGGAAAAUUGUAGUAUGUGUAACUUGAAAAUUAAACACGUGGUUGGUAUAUUCUCUUUGAAAUUUAAAGAUUUUCAAAACGAUGUAUAAUAUUUUUAUUCAUAUCGCAUAGAAUUUACUAUUUAAUAAAGGCAUGAUCAAUGACGUAAAUUUUUUGUAAGUCAUGAGAAAAAUAUUAUUAUUUUAAAAUUUUAAAUGUAAAGUAUCCAAAUUGCACGUGUUAAUUUUUAAGUUAUAAUCGAUCAUAUCUAAUAUAA
Messenger RNA from Polistes canadensis, 7266 nucleotides. RefSeq lists its product as uncharacterized. Gene Ontology annotation, molecular function: protein kinase binding. NCBI's taxonomy places the organism in Eukaryota, Metazoa, Arthropoda, Insecta, Hymenoptera, Vespidae. Gene Ontology annotation, biological process: neuromuscular junction development; positive regulation of protein tyrosine kinase activity. The record is from RefSeq and is a predicted model, not a curated record. The transcript has 7 exons. The coding region runs from base 519 to 3845 and encodes 1108 amino acids.